This is a messenger RNA of Podarcis lilfordi (Lilford's wall lizard), 426 nucleotides long. Lineage: Eukaryota; Metazoa; Chordata; Lepidosauria; Squamata; Lacertidae. The record is from the annotation of a GenBank genome assembly.
AUGGUGGCUCUCCAUGCUGACGUUCCACCUGGGAUCCAGGUUCCCCUUCAGACGUUCCUCAGAUGUUCCUCAGAUCUUUCCUUCCAUGGUGACUCUUCAGAUGUUCUUCAGAUGUUCUCCAGAUUGUGCCUUCCAUGGUGGCUCUCCAUCCUGACCUUCCAUCUUGGAUCCAUGUUCUCACCAGGUUCUCCUCCAGAUGUUUCCUCCUCCCAUGGUGACUUUCCAUCUUCAUCAGAUGUUCCUCAGAUGGUUCCUCCCACAACAUUCUCCUCCCAACAGCUCUGCUUUCCUAGAAGGUCACCUCUCCACGCUCUUCCUGGUUUCCUAGAAGGUCUCCGUGGUCCUCCGCGGCGUUCUUCUCCUCCCGACGACUCCUGUUUCCUAGAAGGUCCUCCUGGUGUUCUACCAACAGGUCCUGUUUCCUAG